CUUUAAGUGUUGCAGUAGUAAGACGAGGUAUUUGCAGAACUGUGAAAAGGUAUUUGGUUUGUGUGUCACAUAUUUCAGAUCAUCAAAGAAAGUCGAAGAUCAAAGUUUUUAGAUGUUUUCAUUUAUUCUGGGAAUAAAUCUUUUCAAGACCAACUGUCCCUAUGAUAAAAAGCAACUGAACUCCCUAUCAUAUUCUUUAAUUAUAUAUUAACUACAACUCACUGAGUUUAAUUUUACUAAAAUGGAAAAAAAUAUUCUGCAAACGCCAUCACAAAAAGUGGGACAUUUUGGGAGGUCCGACGUAGGCAAUAUGUUCAAAAGAAUUUGUAAUUGUCAUUUAUUGUCAUAAGGGAAAUAUUUAAAAAACUAAGUGCAGAACGUAAACGCCUUGUUUUGAUGACGUGCUGAAGGUAGGGGGUUAGAGUUGGAAUUUUUAGAGACAGGCCCAAUUUCAAUAAGUCAAAUGUCUUGUUAUAUGUGACGUACAUUUUUGUAACUGAAGGUAACAGUUACUUGAAAGUGCCAUUUUUUAGCACAGUGUGCCUGGCAAAUGUGUAAUACCGCCUAUUUAAACGAUUCAAUUAUAAUAUCGUCAAACCAACAUUAAAAAAAACAAUUCAAGCAGCAAAGGUAACAAUCCCAAAGAAGCUAGCAGUUUGGGUGGAUAUUUGUAAACAUAAUUAGUUUAUUAUUGGUGCAGUAAAUAAAACAUCCUAUUUUUACGGGAAAAUAUUGUUAUUCAUGAUAAUAAUUAAUUGUGCAAUAAUUAUCCAUCCUGUUAUUGCGCGUCUCAUUGGAAAGCCUGGAGAAGAGGAGACGUCCUCAAGUAGGAACCAAUAAAAUGUGACGUAGAAGACCUCGUUUCCUCACGGAUUAUUUUUGUUGAUGCGCUUCGAUACUUCAGCGCUAUAACGAACAGAAGUAACUGUUUUUAACGGUAAAUGUCCGUGUUGCCAAGUUAUAUCAGUCUGAGUAGCUGCUACUGUUGCAUUUGAAGCCUGAAAAACCACCACAGCUGAAAUGUCUGACUGGUGUCCAAUAGCGAAAGACUAUAACCCCCUGAAAGCUGGCAGCAUCGACGGGACAGACGUGGAGCCCCAUGACCGGGCGGUAUGGAGGGCCAUGUCUGCCCGCUAUAAGCCCAACAAGGGCGUCGUUGGCGACCCGCUGCUCACAUUGUUUGUGGCCCGCUUGAACCCCCAGACAACUGAAGCCAAGUUGCAGACAGUGUUCUCAAAAUAUGGAGACAUACGGCGGCUCCGGCUUGUUCGGGACAUCGUUACGGGUUUCUCCAAAGGAUACGCCUUCAUAGAGUACAAGGAGGAGCGGUCCGUGAGUCGGGCCCGCCGGGACGCCAACAAGCUGGUGGUGGACCAGCACGAAGUGUUCGUGGACUUCGAGCAGGAGAGGACUCUCAGAGGAUGGGUACCGCGGCGCCUCGGGGGCGGUUUGGGCGGCAAAAAGGAGUCCGGACAGCUGCGUUUCGGCGGCAGGGACAGACCCUUCCGCAAACCGAUAAACCUGGGUCCCGGGGCCACGCAGGAGCGUGGACUGGGGGAUAGAGACCGAGGAGAGCCGAGAGCCAGGGGGGACAGACGCCGGUACGGAGAGAGCGACUGGGACAGUAGAGACAGAAGAGAUUACCGGGAGAGAGACAGGAGUGAUCGCAGACACAGAGACUGGAGAUGAUGUUUAUGCUGUUUAUAGGUAUUUUAGACUAAAAUACCAGACUGUAAAAUGCCAGGUCGUCUUUAAAGAACAGAUUGCUUUACCUAAUGUGCAAUAAUUUCAUUUUUCCCUUUUAAAAACAUUUUUUUGUUGUUAAAAAUACUUAUUGGGCUCUUCAAACUCAAUAGGAGUCCAAUUAUAUUUAUUGUAUAAUAGCACCUUGUACAUUACAUCCAAGUUGUCCACAUGCAAAGAAGUAAAAGUUUCUUUUUCAAUUCUGCAAGUCAGAAUCAGUUUUUCUCCAUUCCUGUUUCAAUAAGACCGUUUAUUUCAGUUCUUAUAUUUGCCAGUUUGCUAACGUUGACACAAAGGUUUUGAUUUUUGCUAACAAGGAUUGUAAAGUGUUUUAAACCAUGAUUGUAUGACACAAGAGUAUAAAGCCCCCCCAGAGAUCCAAAUAAAAUAAAAUAAGUAAAC
Messenger RNA from Poecilia latipinna (sailfin molly), 2145 nucleotides. It is a transcript of the gene snrnp35, whose product is annotated as small nuclear ribonucleoprotein 35 (U11/U12). Gene Ontology annotation, cellular component: U12-type spliceosomal complex; precatalytic spliceosome. The record is from RefSeq and is a predicted model, not a curated record. The transcript has a single exon. Gene Ontology annotation, molecular function: mRNA binding; snRNA binding. Gene Ontology annotation, biological process: mRNA splicing, via spliceosome. Lineage: Eukaryota; Metazoa; Chordata; Actinopteri; Cyprinodontiformes; Poeciliidae. Bases 1021 to 1689 code for a protein of 222 amino acids.